This is a messenger RNA of Aedes albopictus (Asian tiger mosquito), 1770 nucleotides long. Its product is annotated as transmembrane protein 115. Gene Ontology annotation, cellular component: Golgi apparatus; membrane. Gene Ontology annotation, biological process: retrograde vesicle-mediated transport, Golgi to endoplasmic reticulum. The record is from RefSeq and is a predicted model, not a curated record. Bases 178 to 1428 code for a protein of 416 amino acids. The transcript has 4 exons. NCBI's taxonomy places the organism in Eukaryota, Metazoa, Arthropoda, Insecta, Diptera, Culicidae.
UGAAAUGUCAAAAGUUGCAGCAAUCUUUUAUUUUCAUUCACGUUUGCAAAUAUUUCCGAAGGAAUUUCACGAUUGUAGUGCUUUUUGUGCAAGUUUCACCUCUGUUGGUAACGAAAAAACUUACAGAAGAAUCAGAUCUCCAUGUAAAAACUAUCGGACCUCCACGGAACAUUGGCCAUGGCGAGCAGCGGCAGCAAUAACGCGUUGUAUUUGCGGCAGCAAUUUUCUGCUCUGCUGGGAAACACUUCGUCAUCGAUUAAGUUUAUCUGCAUCUCGACGCUGGUCGGUUACGCGCUGUCCUUCUCGGACCGAGCGGUGGACAUCCUGAGCGUUACCCCGGGCUACCUGAUGCCACCGACGUUCUGGAUAUGGACCAUAUUCACCUUCUGCUUCAUCGAGCUGCACUUCUGGGAGGUGCUCGUCGAUCUGAUUACGGUGGGGCUGUGCGGGAAGCUCAUUGAACCGUCCUGGGGCCAGAUGGAGAUGCUGCAGUACUUUGCCAUCACUAACAUCGGGGUAGCGAUUCUGACCAGCUUCUACUAUCUGUUUUACUCGAUGAUAACCAAAGAUGCGGAGUUUUUGUUCGAUGUGCACAUUCACGGAUUGGCAGGAAUGAAUGCAGCUGUCAGUGUGGCUGUGACACAAAUCAUGCCGGACCAUUUGAUUGCUCGAACACCAUUGGGAAAAUUUUCAAACAGGAACGUCCCUCUCACGGUGGUGAUCGUGUCGAUAUUGAUGUGGGCCAUCGGUCUCCUGGACGGAACGUACCCGGCCAUGUUCGCAUCGGGACUGUACGUGUCCUGGGUGUAUUUGCGUUUUUAUCAGCGACACUCCAACGGAACACGGGGAGAUAGUGCGGAAAAUUUCCGCUUCGCAAGCUUCUUUCCAAAUGUGCUGCAGCCAUUCGUGAAUUUGAUAGCCAAUCCCGUCUAUCUGGCGUGCCUACGGAUUGGAAUGGUCAAGCGAUUGACACCGCAGCAGAGCAGUUCAUCGUCUCUACAAUCGGUCAGCGUCCAGUCGCUCGUGGGAGUUGAUCCCCACGAUAUGGAGCGACGGAGACAAAUUGCGUUAAAGGCUCUCAGUGAGCGGUUGUCCAAAACCACAGAUUCUAGUCGUCAAAACAUGUUGCCCAAAUCGUUUCCUCAGACGGGUGCUUCCGGAAAGCAUCACCAUCAUCAUCAUCACGGGCACGGUCACGGUCAUCAUGGAGGGCACCACGGUGGCGGACACCUGCCCUUCCCGAUGACAAUGGACCGGCCAGCAAUCCCUCUUCCGCCUCCACCGAGUAAAUCCGCCCUGAAGGCCGCCGACUCGACAAAAGCGACCGGCAGUAGCAGCGCUUCGAAUAGCACAACCACCGCAGAUUUGAUCAAUCUGGACCAAUCCGGGCCGAGCCAGGGUCCCGGGGCAUCGUCGACGAACACUUAAGCAAGACAGGAGACGCAAAAUCGGAAACAACCCAAAAUGUGGCCAGUGUGAAUUUGUUGGUAAAUGUGAGCGCGCAGAACCCAGACCCGUGUACUGCGUAAUGUAAAAUUUUCGAGUGUUAUUGGAAAAGAUGCUUUAAAAUAACUAAACUAACUAGGAUAUGCGCUCUCCCUGUUUCUGUUCAUCUAUUUUCUGUAGAUUUUACUUGUGAUGAUUGAUAAGCUAUAAAAUGAAAACACGGAAGUGUAAUGAUAGGUUUUGCAUAAGUAGGACUGUAGAUUGCCUCCUAUUGAAUGCAUUACCACCAUGUUAGAAUCUAAAUAAAAAUGUACCUACAAACGA